AUGGACUGUAGGCACUCACCUGAGAGCAGCAAGGAGACCUCAAGCCCAGGUUCAGAGCCCGGCUCCCUGACACCUAGCGCAGCCAGCAGCAAUUCCGUAGGUGCGCCACGGGCCGGAGCGGCUCCGGGCAGGCCGGCAGCGGCCAACGCGGCUCGGGAGCGCAGCCGCGUGCAGACGCUGCGCCAUGCCUUCCUGGAGCUGCAGCGGACCCUGCCCUCCGUGCCGCCCGACACCAAGCUCUCCAAGCUGGACGUGCUGCUCCUGGCCACCACCUACAUCGCACACCUCACCCGGAGCCUUCAGGAUGAGGAAGAGUCGCCAGGAGAGGCCUUGGGGACCCUCCGAGGGGAUGGGUACCUGCACCCCGUCAAGAAAUGGCCAAUGCGAUCCAGGUUAUACAUAGGAGCUACGGGACAGUUUCUGAAUCACUCAGCACAAGGAGAAAGUGCAAGCCAAGGAGAAACAGCAACAAAUUCACAAAUCUAAUCUCCCUUUUUCUUUAUUAAAAAAAGAGUUAUUUAUUUCAUCAUAUAUAUUUAAGUUAAGCAUCUGCAGACAAACUUUAAUUCUCCAAGUACUGUUUAUGGUUGAGAAGGAACUGAUUCUUGAAUGCAAUUAAUGCCUUAUUAACUUAAUCUGG
Molecule: messenger RNA, 640 nt
Organism: Tinamus guttatus (white-throated tinamou)
Lineage: Eukaryota; Metazoa; Chordata; Aves; Tinamiformes; Tinamidae
Gene: TCF24
Product: transcription factor 24
Biological process (GO): developmental process; regulation of transcription by RNA polymerase II
Molecular function (GO): DNA-binding transcription factor activity, RNA polymerase II-specific; RNA polymerase II transcription regulatory region sequence-specific DNA binding; protein dimerization activity
Source: RefSeq, a predicted model, not a curated record